Molecule: messenger RNA, 2098 nt
Organism: Cebus imitator (Panamanian white-faced capuchin)
Lineage: Eukaryota; Metazoa; Chordata; Mammalia; Primates; Cebidae
Product: zinc finger protein 888-like
Exons: 4
Coding region: 141-1706 (521 amino acids)
Biological process (GO): regulation of transcription by RNA polymerase II
Cellular component (GO): nucleus
Molecular function (GO): RNA polymerase II transcription regulatory region sequence-specific DNA binding; DNA-binding transcription factor activity, RNA polymerase II-specific
Source: RefSeq, a predicted model, not a curated record
UGCCUGGACCCUGCUCAGAGGACUUUACACAGGGACGUGAUGUUGGAGAACUACAGGAACCUGGUCUCCCUGGGGUUGAUUUCUAAAGACUCAUAUUACGUGAGGAAGCAGCUCAGAAGAAGCAAGAAAAGGAGCCAGGCAUGGCUCUUCCUCAGGGACACUUGACUUUCAAGGAUGUGGCUAUAGAAUUCUCACUGGAGGAGUGGAAAUGCCUGACCCCUUCACAGAGGGCUUUAUACAGGGAAGUGAUGUUGGAGAACUACAGGAACCUGGAGUCUGUGGAUAUCUCUUCCAAAUGCAUGAUGAAGAAGUUCUCAUUAACAGCACAGGGCAAUACAGAAAUGUUCCACACAGGGACAUUGGAAACGCAUGAAAGUCAUCACAUUGGAGUCUUCUGCUUCCAGGAAAUUGAGAAAGAUAUUCAUGACUUGGAGUUUCAGUGGGAAGAAGAGGAAAGAAACAGCCAUGAAACUCCCAUGACAAAAAUAAGAAAGUUGACUAGUAGUACAGAGCAAUACGAUCAAAGGCAUGCUGGAAACAAGCCUAUUAAAGAUCAGCUUGGAUUAAGCUUUCAUUCACAUCUGCCUGAACUGCGCAUAUUUCAGACUGAAGGGAAAAUUGGUAAUCAAGUAGAGAAGUCUACCAAUGAUGCUUCCUCAGUUUCAACAUCCCAAAGAAUUUCUUGUAGGCCGGAAACCUGUAUUUCUAAUAACUAUGAAAAUAAUUUCCUCCAUUCUUCAUUACUUACACAUCAACAGGAUGUACGCAUGACAGAAAAAUUUUUCCAAUAUAGUGAGAGUGGCAAAGCGUUUAAUUGUAGCUCACUCUUAAGGAAACAUGAGAUAAUCCAUUUAGGAGAGAAACAAUAUUCAUGUGAUGUAUGUGGAAAAGUCUUUAAUCAGAAGCGAUACCUUGAACACCAUCGUAGAUGUCACACUGGUGAGAAACCUUACAAGUGUAAUGAGUGUGGCAUGAACUUCAGUCGGCAGUCAAUCCUUGCACGCCAUUGUAGACUUCAUAUUGUAGAGAAACCUUCCAAGUGUAAUGAGUGUGGCAGGACCUUUGGUCAAAAUUCAGCCCUUGUAAUUCAUAAGGCAAUACAUAUAGGAACGAAAUCUUACAAGUGUAAUGAAUGUGGCAAGAUUUUUAAACACCCAUCAAUCCUUGCAUGGCAUCGUAGAUUUCAUACUGGAGAGAAACCUUACAAAUGUGAAAAAUGUGACAAAGGUUUUACUCGGAAAUUAGAAUUUAAAAGACAUAAGGAAAUUCAUGGAGAGAAACGAUGCAAAUGUAAGGUUUGUGACAAGGCUUUCAGGUUUCCUUCACACCUGACACAACAUACUAGAACUCACACUGGAGAGAAACCUUACAAGUGUAAUGAAUGUGGCAAGUUUUUUCGUCAAAAAUCAACCCUUGCAUGUCAUCAUAGAGUUCAUACUGGAGAGAAACCUUACAAAUGUGAAGAAUGUGACAAAAUUUUCAGGUGGAAACAAGACCUUGAAAUUCAUAAAAGAAUUCAUACUGGAGAGAAACCAUACAAAUGUAAGGUUUGUGACAAGGCUUUCAGGCGUGGUUCGUACCUGGCACAACAUACUAGAGUUCACACUAGAGAGAAACCUUACAAAUAUAAUGAGCAUGGCAGGACCUUCAGUCGGAUGUCAUCACUUGUAUUCCAUCGUAGGGUUCAUACUGGAGAGAAACCUUAGAAGUUAAAUCAAUGUGGCAUGCUUUUUAAUGAAAAAUCAAACCUUUCAUGUCAUCAUAUACUUCAUACUGGAGGGAGACCAUAGAAGUGUAAUGAAUGUGGCAAUGUUUUUAGUUGAAAAGCAAACCUUCCACAUUAGUGAUUUCUUACUGGAGAGAAACAUAUAAGUGUAAUGACUAUGGCCAGAUUUUAAUCAAAAAUCAAAACUUGCACAUCAUCAUAGACUUCAUACUGGAGAGAGGUUUAUUAAUGCUAAGAAUAUGACAAAAUCUUCAGUCCUAAAUCACACCUUGAACGACAUAAGAGAAUUCAUGCUGGAGAGACCAUACAAAUGUAAGGUUUGUGACAAGGCUCUCGGUGUGAUUCACACUUGGAACAACAUGCUAGAAUUGA